AUGUGGGGCUCCGUGGCAGUUGUCUGGGCCGUCUGGCUGGCUUGUAUUCAGCCUGCUGUGUUCCCAUGGAUCCUCCCCUUCGGGUCAAACAAGGACAGGCCUCGCCCGGCACACGGAGCUCUGACAGGGAAGGUCGAGUGCUUCUCAGACUACAUGACCCUGCAGGUCCCGAGGAGCCACGUGCAGGGUUUGAGACAGUGGCUGGCAUGGGUCCUGCACCCGCCGGGCACCACGAGGGCCCCUAGCCACCUGGAUUCUCUUCUUACCAAAUGUGGUUUCCUCUUGCGUCCUGCUCAGGAGGGCAGCUUCAUCUUCCGAGCUCUGUACUCGGGCUGCUUUGUGCAGAAAGAGAAAGCAAAUUACAGGUUGGAAAUCAGAAUGUUUCAAAAAGGGACAAAAAGGUUGAAGCAGAGUGAUCUCUGCAUAAUGAAGUGUCCCGUGAUCACGUCCAGGCUGAGUGAACAGAGGGUCCGCUGCCACCCCUCAUUCAUUCAGGUCUCUAGGCCCUUGCCUCCAAGGAUCCACGGUGGACAGACCCCAUGGAUGCUGUCCCUUCGAGGGGAGCUGGUGGCUUCUCUGGAAGACGCCAGCUUGAUGGGAUUAGAUGUGGACAUUGGUGCCACCACGGUCACCGUCCAAAGCCCACGACAAGAACUUCUUCAGAGACAAGAGGUAUGGAACACUUCCUUGGAGCUCCUGCCACUCUGGCUGGUGAGCGGUUCCUAUGCCUACUCCCUCAAGGCUGCGUGCCCACUGGUGUCAUCCCAGCCAGGGUCAGAGGUCUCAGUUUACAUCCCCAAGCAGAGACUGGGUCUGGUUAGGAGAGGACUCCGUGUGGAAGAGUCCCUGAGCCCCAGGUUCCUGCGGGUGCACCAGUCCAACACCUUCACGGUGACCGAGGACAGAGACUUUGUGGUCGUCAGCAUCCCAGCCGGGCUGCUACUCCCGGACCAGCCAUGCCCAGAUGCCAGAGAAUCCCCAGGGACACAAGCGUUCUACAGGGUGGACCUGAGCCUGGCCUUUGCGGAGAUGGUCUCCCCAGUACACUGGAGAGUGGAGAACUUUUUCCAGUGUGUGGGGUCAAGAGAAGAGUCACUUGUCUCAACAGCUACACCGAGGGCGAUUCAACCCACCCUGUCCCCUGGAUGGGAGACUGUUUCAGCAGAACUGCCGCCGCCUGCUGCCUCUCCCCAGUUCCAGAUCCCGCGAGUGGCUGCUCAGGAUGAGCCCCUUCGGCGUUUUGUGCACCAGUCGGCUAAAGAAACCACCGAGCUGGAACCAGCAGCGCCGUUCAUGCAAACGGCUCCACUGGAAGGAGGAAGCUGGAUGUCCACUGCUUCCUUUUCCACCAGUGCAAGGCAAGAGCAUCAUGGUCCUCAGAUUCCUCCAAAAAAGGCAGAUUUAAUUCCACAUCUCUGGGCUCCAGCUACACUCUCCUCAGAGCACAGGGAUGCUUCCCAGGCCGGCCCCAGACCUUCACAGGCGGUCUUCCUGUCUCGCGCUUCCAUGACCACACAUUUGUCUUCAGAAGCCCCCUCUCCUCUGUGGCCUUCUUGGCGAUCCGAUGGGCCCCGAAUGCUGCUGGAUUCUGAACCAUCUGUUCCCCUAACCGAAGUUCCAAGAGUCAUGACGACUGAGAAGGACCCUGCACAGCCAUCAGGCAGUCUCUUCCCACUGGAACAAUUGUCGAGAGAGACUGUGAAAUCAACAGAGUCUGUGGAUCCCACCCCAAGGGAUCCUGCCCACAUCAGCGAGGAAUUCCCACCAUUGACGAGGCCCUUCAGGAGCCGCCUCGAUGAAGAGGGGUUGAUUUUCUACCGUGCUCCUAGAAGGCCUCAGGAGAUACUACCAAUAAUCAAGGCUGAGGAGCCACUGCAGAAUGAACAAGAUCCAUCUGGAGAAGGGGUCAGAGGGUACCUGGAUCUGUCAACCUCAAAACCAAGUCAGGGUACAGAAGGGCUGGGACUCAUUGUCUUGCCCGGGACUGAUGUCAUAUUCACCACCCGGAGAGCGAGACAGUCAGAUGCCAGUGCCCACCUGGAGACCUCCAGUCCAGAGCUCCCCGAGAGGCACAGUGUGGGCCCAGCAGAUCCUCAGACAGUACUUCCCAGGGACCCUCUGACUGCUACCUUUGAGAAGCCUGCAACCCCUUCUGAAAGUGCAGACAGGACCCUACAGCUUGAGUCAGCUCCAACAUGGCCCGAGACCUGGCCACCCAUACACAGCCAGCCCCCUGCCUCCACACACCCAAAGCCUUCUGGCUCCCCCAGAAAGCAGAUUGCUCCGCUCCAGUGAAGCUGGAAUCCCCUCCCUGGUGGUCAGGAGUCAAUGGAGGCCAGGUUGGCCCCCCACCCCUGAGAGCCAUCAGCUUCCUGAGCUUUAGUGCGCGCGCGUGUG
Molecule: messenger RNA, 2397 nt
Organism: Myodes glareolus (Bank vole)
Lineage: Eukaryota; Metazoa; Chordata; Mammalia; Rodentia; Cricetidae
Source: RefSeq, a predicted model, not a curated record